AUGGCUGAAAGGAUUUCUUUUAAAACUGUAAGUAUUUAAUCAAAACAACAGCAAAUGUGUUGAUAUAUAACCUACAUGUAUGACACUAUAGUUAUAUCCCUAAUCCCUUGUGUGAAAAUGUCACGCAGUACAAACUUAUUACAUAAUAUGAUAUUUAGACAUAUAAUUCAAGAAAUAACAACAUUUAGCGAUCCAUACAUUAGUAUAAAGUAGUUUAGGAUAAUGGUCCCUAGCGCUAAAUAUUUCAAGCUUCUAGCAAUCUUUAAAGCUGAGAUAUAACGCAUGAAACUUUCACUGUCCGGAAACUGGGUAGCUACACUGAUAUAUUUGAUAUUGUACUUUUUAACGAUAAAUUUCAGUGAUAAAUUUGUACUUUCUAAACAGGAAACAGUGAACAAACUUCUUCAAGAACAUUUUACAGAUAAAAAGACCAAACGUAAGUCAGGAUUUAAGCCGCAAUAUGUACCAUUGUGCCUUAUUUUAUAGCAAUAUAAACUUCAUAAGGUGCUUUCCCUAAAAGCUUGUGUUUUCACUAGUUGCUGGUGAUGCCAUGAAAUUAAUGGCCGAAUUUAUACGAGUCUUCGUGGCAGGUACGUAUGAUUGUAGUGCUUAGAACUAGUGGCCAUAUUUUCUAAACCUUAUUUAUUUGUACAUUUUGUAAUCAACACUUGUUUAUUAACAAAACAGAGGGUGCUGCAAGAGCUGGACACCAAGCCAAAGUAUGUACCAACAUUGACUUUUAAGAAAAAUAUAUUUGUGUCUUAUAAUACUAUUGCCAAACCCCAAUUAUUAAUAAAAUACUUUUAUAUUCUCCUAUUAGACGGAAUCAGCAGUCACAGUAGAAAUUGAACAUUUGGAGAAGAUACUGCCUCAACUAGUAUGUUUUUUAUUGCUUUUGGGUGUUCAUAUUCAAGUUUGACAUAUCACUUAUAAUAACCUUGCUUUUUUAUAGUUGCUCGACUUCUAAAUGAUUCAUGCUCCAAGGGAACAAGAAUGAUAGCUGGACGAUAAAAGAUAUUUUGUAAUUAAGUUUGGAAUAAUUAUUUUAAAAAAUUUGUAAUUUUUUUUCAGUUAUAAAAUUAAUUUGAAAGGUGUUUGUGUCUUUUUUAUUGACAAACAAACAAUGGACAAAUGGCAAUGAAUUUAAUUUUUUUGCGACAACCAGGAGGCUUUACAGACACGUAAAAACGCACAAGUUGUAACAAACCUGCAGCAGACUUGUAGCAAUGCUGUUCCAACAACUUGUCAACAGGAUGUGUUCGCACUGCUUGUUCCCAGCUUAUUGACAAGUUCUCAACGGCUUGUUGACAACUUGCUACAAGGUUGUUGAGCUCAACAGACUUGUUACAAGUUGUUCCAACAACUUGUUAUCGUCCUGCAAUUCAACAAUGUGUCAACAAGUUGUGAGUGUUGUUGUGAGUGACAAUCUUGCAGCAACUUGAUAAAAUAACAGCAUUGUUACAACUUUUUGACAAACUUGCUACAAGCCUGUUGCGAACACAUCUUACAUAGAUGUUUACAUCUCAUCACUCCAUAUCAACACGGAUUUCUAAGAAAUCGCUCCUGCGAAACAUAACUUCUAUCCGUAUUCCACACCAUUGGAAAAAAUCUGGACAAGAACACACAGACUGAUAUUGUUUACCUUGACUUCGCGAAAGCGUUUGAUUCUGUUGACCAUUCUAUUCUUCAAAAACUCAAAUGUUAUGGAGUGACUGGAAACCUUCUAGGUUGGUUUGCUGAUUACCUUAACAAUCGUCGUCAGAGAGUCGUUGUGGACAGUGUCGCGUCACGUUGGGCUCCCGUUACAUCUGGAGUGCCGCAAGGGAGUAUCCUGGGACCUGUGCUCUUUGUAAUCUUUAUCAACGAUAUUCCUGAAGUGACUGAUGGAACAUCUCCAGCGCUGUUUGCAGACGACACGAAGGUUUACAAGGACGUAAGAUCGGUAACGGACUGUGAAAAGCUUCAGCAGACCUUAGAUAAGUUAGAUAUUUGGACUCAAGACAACAUAACAUUUAACGCUUCUAAAUGUAAGGUACUGUCGGUGACACGUAAGAAAGAUCCAAUUACCUAUCCCUACCACCUCGGUCGAAAUUAUUUGUCGAGAGUUGAAAACGAGAAAGAUCUUGGAGUAACCCUCUCCUACAAACUUCACUGGGAGACUCACGUUAAUGAGAUCGUGUCGAAAUCUAAUAAACAACUUGGUGUGCUAAAACGAACAUGCUUAUCAUUAACAAACGUCAACAUCAGACGUUCAUUGUACCUGACACUAGUUAAAUCACAACUCUCCUAUGCAACACAAGUUUGGUCUUCAAAUCAUCACAGUCAACUCAACAGAAGAAUUGAAAGAGUUCAAAGGAGAGCGACAAAAUGGAUAUAA
Molecule: messenger RNA, 2377 nt
Organism: Paramuricea clavata
Lineage: Eukaryota; Metazoa; Cnidaria; Anthozoa; Malacalcyonacea; Plexauridae
Source: the annotation of a GenBank genome assembly